AUGGUUUCUCAAGACCAAAGUAAGGACUCUGGCUCCAAAAAAAAUGGAGGUAAGGAGCUUGGAAUGGUAACUCCUCAAGACAAGCCCUUGAAGAAGAUGAAGUUUGUUUCAUCUGCUGAGACAGAACCAACCAGCACGACAACAAUUUCUGAGGAUUCAAAGUCAGGUCGAGGUAUGAGCACAAUGCCUCGUGUUGUGAAGAGAAAAUUGCAGAAAAUCAAGCCAGUUGUUGAGUACAAUAAAAGGGGGAAAGGAUGUGGCCCUGCACAUACUGAGAUGCAGUCCUACAUUGGUGUGUUGGCACGCUCCAGAGUCCCACUUGUGGACAAGAAAUGGGCUGAAAUCCCCAAGGAUAUAAAGGAGCAGAUUUGGGAAGCCGUUGACAUGGCUUUUGUGGUAGGUCAAGGGGGCAAGAACCUCGGUGUUAUCUUCUGCUGCCAAGAAAUGGAAGGAUUUCAAGUCUACACUAACGAGGCAUUAUAUCCUUCCAUACAUCAAGGAGAGGGAGAAAUUAAGCCAACCCCCUGA
Messenger RNA from Prunus armeniaca (apricot), 528 nucleotides. NCBI's taxonomy places the organism in Eukaryota, Viridiplantae, Streptophyta, Magnoliopsida, Rosales, Rosaceae. The record is from the annotation of a GenBank genome assembly.